AAAAAUGUUGAUUUUCGCGUUAAUUUUUGUUUUGGCAUUCAAUUGCUAUGAGACUCAAACGCAAGCUUAUGUCUCAGAUGGAUGCAAUUACAACUUUUACCAUCCUUUGAUGGUUACAGUGCCUUCAACGGGAUUUACGAUAUCCGAACAAACAUGCGGAUUACUGAUUCCGAAGGAUACUUUCAAGGAACAACCGUUUGUGUAUUAUAUUGAUGCGAAAGAUAAUAUUGAAUAUACCGUUUUGAUGGUUGAUCCCGAUCAUCCGAGUACGCUUGGAGGAACGUAUUAUGUACAUUGGAUUUUAGCAAAUAUUCCUGGAUACAUCCUAAAAACUGGAUUGGGAUAUAACGUUGGAACAACAAUUAAAGAAUGGACUCCUCCAUCUCCAGCUGAAUGCUCGGGAAGUCAUCGUUACAUCUUCCUCGUGUACGAACAACAUCGUGUGCCUCUUCGUAUCCCAAUUCCUGCUGAUCGUCUCAACUUCUCGCUGAAUACGUGGUUGCGUGCAAUCGAGCCUUACGGUUCAAUGUAUGGACCUGUUGCUUCCACACAAUUCGUUUCUGCCUAUUAAAAAUUUGAACAAAAGUCGGCAUCUAAUCUACUUUGAAUAGAAAGCACCGUUGUUUCGUUUUUUUGCUGUUGAAGGAGAAAAAAAUUUUUUUUUG
Messenger RNA from Culicoides brevitarsis, 665 nucleotides. Its product is annotated as phosphatidylethanolamine-binding protein 4-like. The record is from RefSeq and is a predicted model, not a curated record. The transcript has 4 exons. Bases 5 to 571 code for a protein of 188 amino acids. Lineage: Eukaryota; Metazoa; Arthropoda; Insecta; Diptera; Ceratopogonidae.